GUUACAACUGCUAAUCACCGGUUUUGAGACAUUUACUGGCAGGCAAGCAAAGCAAAGAACUGAAUCACUCUAUCAAGCUUUGUAUUUUGAAAUUUGUAUGACCAGAUCAUAGUAAAACACAACAGCCUCUUCAUUUGUGGCAAAUUAUAACAGUCUUGAUAAAUAUAGAAGUCAAUGAAGGUGUUUACUAUGAAGAUAAUUGCUUGUGUAUAAAAAGCUGGCUAUGUGGUAGCUGAAACAUAAGGUAGAAAAAGGCAAUCUGAUUUUCUCAAAUAUCUGCAUCGCAGUAUCUCCUUCUUCUUUUACUUUCUUUAAAGUAUUUCGUUUUUUAACCACUCUAUUGACGUGCUGCCUGGCAUAAUAAGCGUCUGAAGCAACAGAGGUUUUAAUCAGAAAAGCUCACCUUAAAACAUAGUAAUUUCAAGUAGCAAUAUUCAAGGUCCCAGUAAAGACCCUUAUUCUCUUCAGAGGAGGAAUCACAUUACGUACUAGACUUUUGAAAAGCAACAGCACCACUGCCAAAGUAUCUCUACCCUUAGAGACUUCUCACAUAUCGUGUAGCCUUUUUGCUGUCAAAUUCCAUUGGAGUGCAAAUAGUUUAGUCCCUGCUAGGGCUGAUGUCAUUGAACUGAGUGCAUUUAGGAUGUGCAUCUCUAUAUUCACUUCAUUUGGAAAUAGAUAGAUAGAUAGAUAGAUAGAUAGAUAGAUAGAUAUCCAUAGAAAGAAGAAUGGAUCAAAGGUGUUUUUCUUCCUAAAUAAUUUGAGUGUCUCUUUCCUCUGUUUUCAACAAAUAUAUGAGAGCGAUUUAUAAACUAUUUUUGCUGGAGUUGACAAACUUGGCUGUGUAUCUGAGCAAUCUGGAUGGAAAGCCUUUGCAACUGAUAUUGUCCUCAAGCAGCUGAUCAUCAGAGCAUUUCCUUUCCCUCCCCAAACCAGCAAAAUGACCACAUCCAGCAGGCAGAGCUCUUCUACGUCUAUGGUCAACAACUUGGCCAAAAUAUUUGAUCCAAAUCCUUUGCAAAACCAAGGGCCUGAUAAUGGAAUGGAACAUCCCCAAAUUCUUCAUGUUGCAAGCAGUGAUGUCAGCACUUCUGAAAGUUUUAACAUCAUGGAUAAGAAGUUUGCCUCCCUUGAACAGAAAAUAGAUCAGCUGUUGACUCUUCAGGACAAUGUCCUUAUGAAGCUUAACAGCGUUUCCCAUGAAGUCUGUUGCAUUGAAAAAGACAUUGAGAUUGUAAAGGCAGAAACAUCUGAACCUGGAUUAAGGAUGGAAAGAAACAAAAAUCUGAGAAGUAAUAAAAUGAAGAGGCUUUGCCUUAAAAUGGAAAAAUCUCUUUCUGAUAUAAACAGGAAUGCAGAGCGGCAGGUUAAAAGACUAGAUGGACUGGAACAAAGUGUUUCUGGAUUACAGAAGCUUGUAGGGCCUUUGGUUGAGAAGGUUAAAACAUUAGUAAUCCAUAAUUCAAGUGUAAAACGCCAUGUUCAAAAACGUAAACUUUGCAAGGCAGGAGAUUAUACGAAAGGAGCUGGACAUCUUUUUAGGAUGCAAAUUUUCUCGGAGACAACAGCUGAUGACCUGCGCAAGAGAAAAAGUGAAAAGGUAAUCAAAGAAAAGUCACAUUUGAAUGAGACGAGAACAAAAGAGAAGAAGCCACCAGAUUCAACAGAGGGGGCCAUCCAGAAGAGACAGUCCUGCUCUCAGGAAGAAGUUGAUAAGCUCAACAAGGAAAAUGAGAGGGAAAGUUCUGUUCUGCUUCAAAUGGAUCCUCCUAAAUUUCAUACUGAAGGGCCAGAGAAGAAAGGAGAAAGUCUGGCUUUUGAAAGCUAUUCUAAAUGCAGGAGAAGCUCUGUUCAGAAAUCCUUCACUACAGAAAAAGAGCAAAAAGAAGGUGUUGUUGAUGAUGCCUGUGAACGGAUAACUGAUCAGGAGAUAAAGAGUGAGUCCCCAGCAGGUGGGGAGAGGAAGGAGGAAUCUCAGGUGUCUAGAAAUGAAAGACAAGAGGAGAAGAAGGAUGAAGGAGAGGGAAAUGCUGGUAAGAGUGAAAAAGAAGUUGAGGAGCCACCAGCUCCUUCCCAAAAUGAAGAUGAAGCAGGACAAAGCCACGAUCAAGAGGCACCAGAUGGAAGGUGUAAAGGCUGCGAAAAAGAUGAUAGUCCCACUCCACCAGCACCAUUUGAUCACCGGAUUGUCUCAGCCAAAAGGGUGGGGAUCAGCAGUUAUUAUAAUGUCAGCGAGAAUGAAAUCCUGGGAGGAGGGCGAUUUGGUCAAGUGCACAAGUGUGAAGAGAAAGCCACAGGUCUCAAGCUAGCAGCCAAAAUUAUAAAAGCAAAAGGUCCUAAACAGAAGGAUGAAGUAAAGAAUGAAAUAAAUGUCAUGAACCAGCUGAAUCACGUUAACCUCAUCCAGCUAUAUGACGCCUUUGAAUCAAAAAAUGACAUUGUCCUAGUCAUGGAAUAUGUGGAAGGAGGAGAGUUAUUUGACCGAAUUAUUGAUGAAAACUGCAAUUUGACAGAGUUGGAUACCAUCAUGUUCAUAAAACAGAUCUGCGAGGGAAUUCAGUACAUGCACCAGAUGUACAUUCUUCAUUUGGAUCUCAAGCCUGAGAAUAUCCUGUGUGUGAACCGAGCAGCAAAUCAAAUAAAAAUAAUUGAUUUUGGAUUGGCAAGAAGAUAUAAACCCAGGGAAAAACUUCGGGUUAACUUUGGGACUCCAGAAUUUCUUGCUCCUGAAGUUGUGAAUUAUGAAUUUGUCUCCUUCCCUACAGACAUGUGGAGUGUGGGAGUCAUUGCUUUUAUGCUCCUCAGUGGAUUGUCUCCUUUUCUGGGUGAUGAUGACAAUGAGACCCUCAACAAUAUCCUGUCCUGCAGCUGGGAUUUUGAAGAUGAGGAAUUUCAAGGUGUUUCUGAGGAGGCCAAAGAUUUCAUCUCAAAGCUUCUCAUCAAGGAAAAAUGCUGGAGAAUAAGUGCAACUGCUGCCUUGAAACACCCAUGGUUAUCAGACCACAAGCUCCACUGCAGACUCCAGAAGAAGACUAAAGGUGACUGUGUGUCCCAAGCAUCCCCUGCUCAAUAACCUCUCCAAAAGAACUGCCAAACAGAAGAAAAGCUGCUGUGUGGUUACUGCUGCUAAGAGAUUUGAAAAUAUCAGCAGUCUUGGUGCUUUACCCCUCUGCCAUGACUGAGACUUCUUCUAAAUGGACCAACAGCACUUUAGCUGCAGGACAAGUCCCAGCAUUGCUGAGCUGCUCUUCUCUGUUCAACUGUUGAAAGAAGGAAAGUGUUUCUCCGGGUUGCAGGGAGGUGUUUCUUCUGGAGCACCAAUUUCACCAUGUCUGGGAGUGCUACAUUAACUUGGAUUCAUAAUGAACUUUUCUGUAGCUUGUCUUACAUCCUCCUUUACUUAUCAAAGGCUCCUUAGUGUUCAAAUUUUCAGGUUAAAUUGGCUAUUUCUCAUCUCAGCCCAGAAGGUAAUCUCUCACUGUUAUAUAGGUAGCCAAGGUUGGUUUGACACUGGAGUCAAAUAAUUAAAGAAAAACCCUGCAGCUAAUUAUGUAGAAGAUCUGAAGUCUGUUUUUCCUGUCACACUAAAAUGAGCUAAGGAUUUGCUCAACCAAAGUUAAAGCCAUGUUAGCGUAAUGCCAGUGGAAGUGAGAAAUGAGGCUUUCCUUACACAUAGGUGAAUUUGCUGCAACCGUGAUAUGAUACAUUUCAGGAUUUUUAGCCUGAUGAAUUACUGUUUGCUUUAAAUACACUUGGAUUAAUUAAACAAGAAAGGAAACAAGGCACUAUUCAUUUGUACCCAUGCAGACGUUGUUCUCCAAAAUACAGGUAUAAUUCAGGGUUAUUUUAAGAAAGGGUGAUUUUGUAUCAGCUAAUUUGUUUAAUGCUGAUAGGAUUGAUUAAGACUAUUAGCAAAGAGGAGGGAGAGUCAGCCUUCUGCUCAUUACAACCUCUGGGUACAUGCCCAAAUGAAAAUUCUCUGUUUUUAUGGUUUUCUUAAAGUGCUCCCAAACCUUUCUGAUUCUUUACUAGGUAAAAGCGGUGAGUCAGAACAGCUGAACUCUUUACCCGAAUUUAUUUGAGUAUGUUUCAUCAUUAAGUGAAUCUGAGUCUUAGUUGCCUAGACUGUGAAGUUAAAAUAGUGAGACUUAUCCUUGCUGUAUAUGGCUUUCAGACUGCUUGGUCUCAAAACUACAUGAAUGUAAACUAUAGUGCAUAUUUUAUUCAACGAUGCUGACAUAUUGUUGUUCAUCUAACUUUCUUUGAUUAAUCUAGUUCUGGUCAAACUACAUAUUAACAUAGCUAUUUCUAUAUAGUUAGCUAUACAUUUCUUAUGUAUUUAUUUGUGUCUUUUUUAAAAAGGGAUCAACGUAAAGGCAAACCAGUAUUAUUCAUCACUCCCCAAUGAAUUCUUUUUCAUACCUUUGUCCUUUGUGGAUAGCAUUCAUAUUGAAAUAAAAGGGGCCCAUUAAUGGGACAUCAUGGCCAUGACAUUCUCUACAGCCAGUUUGAUCCAAUGUUUUAAAACCAUUGUAGUAAUUCUCUUAAGACUGCUCCUGUAAGUGAAUAUGGCUUCUUAGAGCUGUGAAAUCUAAGAAACACUGGUGUGUUGUACUAAUUGCAAAUACAUGAGACCCGUUACUAUUAUCAAACGAUGACUCACUAUGUAACUGUGAUAACAUGUAGAACACUGCCACCUUCAAAUCCUCAUCUGUAGUCUUAACGAAAGUAAACUUUGACUUGCAGAAGUGGAGAUUUCUUUGGGAAAAGACCAACCAGCCUCAAAACAAAAAAAAUGAACAUAUGAAUUUUGGAUAGAAAACUUAUUUUUAGUCACCACUUGUGUUUGCCUGUGCAAAACAGGUAGAAAAGCUACCUUUCUGUUAGGGCUGGAGUUCCUACUCCUGUUCUGGCUACCUUCAAGGUAUUGUAGAUUUUGUACAGUAAACAACUCAAUAAUCACACUAAAAUGUAGCAGACCACUUUGGAAUGACAAGAUCUCAUUAUGCCCUUUAGCGCCAGUAUUACAGGAUUGGGUUGGGGGUUUUGUUUUUCCUGUGGUAGAUUUUAGAUGGGUAUGAAUAAAUUGCAUGUCAUUUUGAAUCUUAUUUACAAUACUAAAAUAACAGUGUGACUACAGUCUUAUCUGUGUUGUUGCUCAGUUGAAUUAAGAGGUUUUAUCAUUUGUGGAUAUAUAUAUCUGAGUAGUAGUUAAGAGCCUAGUGCCAUAAAGACCAGUCCUGUGUUGGAGUGUGUAGUGCUGACUCAGCUGCAAAUCCUCUAGGAGCAGUAGGAGAAUGUGGCCUCUGUUACGCACAUCCACAGAGUUCAUCCAUGCACACAUGAGAAUUACUUCGGUGGUGUGGAAGAGCUUGGCAUAUUUCACAUGCUUUGGGAGGUUAGGCUGUUUCAGAAGGCAUAAAUUGAGGAGGGGACAUCUUGCUAGUCCCUCGAUUUUGCAACAGGACAGUGUGCUAACAUCCUCAAGGAAUUUAACUUUCAUUCUUACUAACAUGGAUAGCCAUGGUCACACUCUUGAGUCUUAUCUAUGAACUGCCCCACUAUUUCAUCUUUGGAACAGCUCCUGUAGUGGUGGAUGAGGUUGAGGCUGGGACUAUUGGAGGAGGUGAGACUGAAUGAGCCUUUACAGUGCCUGAAGGUGCCAUUUGGUGCCCAGAGUUAAGCACAAGUGUGGACCUGCAAGUGUCCAGCAGAGGAGAAAAAUAUCCUAUGUGUGCUCCUUGUUAUUACGCCAUAGACUGUAGCUCUGCUGCACUAAGUCAAAAGGGAGGCACAUUACCAAGAUCAUUAUUGUUAUUAAGGGUAAAAAAAUUAUACUGCUGUGUAAUUAUCACUUUUAUGCAUAGCUAUGUGCCUAAGAAAAAUGUCUCUAGUGGUGUUUGCUCGUAUCUUUUCUGGCUGCUGUAAUUUUAGUUAAAUAAUAACUUGACACAGCUUGUCUUUAGUGGCUUUCUAAUUCUGUCUCAUUGCACUUUGAGGAGCAUGCUGUUUUGUGUGUGUGUGUGUGUGUGUGUGUGCGCGCGCAAGUUUGGGUUUGGUUCUAUUUUCCUUAAAUAUAUUUUGUAAUGGCUAAUAGCUAGAGGCUGCUGUAUUAAAUUAUUGUUUUGACAGAUUGUUAUUUAUUUUGUACUAGGUAAUAGUAAUAAGCCAACUAGAUUCUAACAAGUCAACUGCAUCUGCGUAAGUUUGCUUAUUGUCAUUUUUGUAUAUUGGUUUACACAAUUUCAUUUGGAAACUGUGCAUUACUGUGCUUGAGAGCAGAUUUGGGUGUAGACAUGGUGGUGUUGGGCUGACAGUUGGACUUGAUGAUCUUAGAAGCCUUUCCCAACUUUCAUGAUUCUCUGAGUUUAUGAAAGGUGCUGUACUAACUGCUGUUACUCCAUUUGGUUGUGUGCCCACAGCCAGCCAGAGACAGCAGCAGGUACUACAAAACUGGUACAGAAACAUCAAUGGUGGUGAAAGGGAUAGUGUCAAGAUGCAGUGUUUGGUCCAAGUACACCAUCCUGACAUGCAAAAAUUAAAGCCCAUAUCAUGGGAGCAUAGUGAUUUACAUUAGCUGAAGAUGUGACCCCCAGGUUUGCAUACAGAAUGCCUGCUGGACUGCAAAAAGGCAGAGGUCUUUCCACUCUGAGAGGUCUUUCCGCUCUGAGAGGCAGCUUUAGCAGUAAUGAUACAUUGGGGCUGUUCUGCAGGGGCAGCCUGUGGGAAGUCACUGGAAGUUGGAGGCACUCAGUAACUGACAAAAUUUCCCACGGUAUCAGAUGUAGCUGUACUCAGAAAAGCACAGAUUUACUUGUCGGGCACUGCAAGACAGCCUUCACCUGGCACUUAUAAGAAUUAGGAUACUGUUAUUCCCAUUUCUGUUGAUUCUGUAGAGAUUCAGCUAGAGAAAAUCUGAGAGAGUUUUUGCCCAAGAUACACUAGAACAGUCUAACGUUAGCAUCAGGAAUAGAAAUAAAUGUAUCUGUCUCAAAGUGGGACACUGAUGGCUUUCCAACUCGUCUUACAUGUUGAACAUCCUGGAGGCUGUGAAAUAGGUAAAAACCUUUACUGAAGAAAGAUUUCCAUACUAGCAUAUCCAUGCUCGUGAGCACCUGCAGCCAGUCACUCCCCUGAGUACACUCAGCACAAGCAAUUGACAAUCUGCGGUAAUCCACUCUGGAGAUCACAACAGAAGUUACUUCUUAAUUUCUUUUUCAUAUUCCUUCUGAUGUCAGAAACUGAAUAAAGUUAAAGCCUAAGUUAAAUUCUGCUGAAACUUGAUUCCAAUCAGGAAUAACAGUGCAGCUCCACAGAAUUAAAUAAGGGCUUGGUCCACGUUUUGUGAUGUGAGUACCACAACAGCCCAAUUUAACCUCCACAAUCCUUGCAAAAAGCAUCUUACUUUGCACCAGUCUUGACUGGUAAAAAUAAAAAAAAUCUUAAUAUUUUAACUGUUAAAGAAUCUCAAUUGAGAUACAGUUUUUCUGUAGUGCUUAAAUCACGGCGGAAUGAAUGAAGGUAAUUUAGCAUCCUGAGUUUAAUGCUGAUGUUACAAACCACUGAGAGCCUCAUUCAGCAAAAUGGCCCCUACCAGUAGGAGUUGUGAUAAAAGCUGGUGUUUGUCAGCUCUUCUCCUCUGAUGGGGAUCUGAAAAUAUCUCAUUUCCUUCUUCUGGCCCAACCAGUGAGCAGGGCAAUUCUUAGCUUCUGGACUCUUAAUAUAUGAAAACAAUUGGAGUUUUGCUCAGUGUGAAACCCACAGCAGUGAUGAAUGAACACCGAAGCUCCAAACUUGUUCCAGGAUAAGGCUGCAUCUUCAUAUACUACUGAUAGAUACUUGUCCUUGUGUCUUGUGUGAAUGAAACUAAACACUGCAUGAAUUCGUUUAGGGACGUUAGACCGUUUCACCUUCCGUGAAGGCUUGGUGGCUGAACAACUAACUACCUGCUUCCAAUCUUAGAUAAAGACUACUAGAACACUUUGUAAAUAUGGUGUUUAGCUAUGUCAGUAGAGCUAGUGAUCAUGUUUUGGUGGGGCAGAACUAAGAUUUUUAUGCCCCACAGCAACUUAGACGGCAUGUAAAAACUAAAUUAUGAGGCACGUGGAUUUUCAUGUACCAUAUCACUUUGGCUUGCAUAUCUGAUUUUGUAGAUUAACUCAUGUAUCUUUGGUAUGUGG
Molecule: messenger RNA, 8180 nt
Organism: Cuculus canorus (common cuckoo)
Lineage: Eukaryota; Metazoa; Chordata; Aves; Cuculiformes; Cuculidae
Gene: MYLK4
Product: myosin light chain kinase family member 4
Exons: 14
Coding region: 941-3073 (710 amino acids)
Biological process (GO): protein phosphorylation; positive regulation of apoptotic process; intracellular signal transduction
Cellular component (GO): cytoplasm; nucleus
Molecular function (GO): protein serine/threonine kinase activity; ATP binding
Source: RefSeq, a predicted model, not a curated record